This is a messenger RNA of Sapajus apella (tufted capuchin), 1993 nucleotides long. It is a transcript of the gene MORN4, whose product is annotated as MORN repeat containing 4. The transcript has 5 exons. The record is from RefSeq and is a predicted model, not a curated record. NCBI's taxonomy places the organism in Eukaryota, Metazoa, Chordata, Mammalia, Primates, Cebidae. Bases 179 to 619 code for a protein of 146 amino acids.
GUGCGGCGGCCGGGAUGGCGGUGUCAAGUGGGGCAAGCGCUGGUGGAGGUGGCAGAGAGCAAGGUGGCAGCCGGGAGCCCAGGAAAAGUCCGAGGCGCUGGAGCCCUGCGUCGAGGCGUGACGGUCAUCCUGAAAGGCCGGCCCCAGUUUUCAUUCUUUUAUCCUGUAAGCUGUCACCAUGACCCUGACAAAAGGUUCCUUCACCUACUCCAGUGGGGAGGAGUAUCGUGGCGAGUGGAAGGAGGGCCGCAGGCAUGGUUUUGGUCAACUGAUGUUUGCAGAUGGUGGCACCUACCUGGGUCAUUUUGAGAAUGGGCUCUUUAAUGGCUUUGGGGUAUUGACCUUCUCAGAUGGUUCAAGGUAUGAGGGGGAGUUUGCCCAGGGCAAGUUUAAUGGCGUCGGAGUCUUCAUUCGACAUGACAACAUGACCUUUGAGGGGGAAUUUAAAAAUGGCAGAGUAGAUGGUUUUGGCCUGCUGACUUUCCCUGAUGGUUCUCAUGGAAUCCCCCGCAAUGAAGGUCUCUUUGAGAACAACAAGCUGCUGCGGCGUGAGAAGUGUUCCGCAGUCAUUCAGCGGGCCCAGAGCGCCUCCAAGUCAGCCAGAAAUCUCACCGCCUGACAGCGCCAUGGGUCUCAGCUGACAAGUAUUGGGAAAAGCCAGUGCCCCCGUUGUUGACUCGAGGUGAGCGAAUGAACCAGAGCUGAGAUAAGUUGACAAUGACAGUGGAGCAAGGGACUUAUAUGUGCCCUGUCACCUGCCAAUCCAGAACUGGACCACAGAAAAGUGCUGAGGAUGCUGGCCAGCAGAGCCUGCAGCAGUCGUUGGCGGUGCUGUCUUUCCCUGACCCUUGUGUGCUGGAAGACAGAGGAACUGCCUCUUCUCACUGGUUAAUACUCUGUUCCUAAGACCUCAGGUUACCCAAUGCAGCCUGCUGUGACCCUUCUGCUUCAUUUUCUGCCAAGUGAUACAGAAUCUCUUUGUUCUGCUGCUUUUGGGGCAGGUGAUCCUAGCCCUAGCUUAGGGCCAGUGCUCUGUGCUACCCUGGAGAAAUAGGAAAAAGAUAGGGGUGGCUCAGUACAGCAGCCCUGUGAAAGUCAAGGCCAGACCUUUUCUUUUUGUUAUUAUAAAAAAUUGAGCUAGGGUCUUGCUAUGCUGCUCAAGCUCAUCUCCAACUCCUGGGCUCAAGUGAUCCUCCUGCCUGCCUGGGACUGCCAAAGUGCUGGAAUUGCAGGCAUGAGCCACCAAGCAGAGCUUUUCUGUAUGCUACUCCUUAUGCUGGUUGGAAUCAUGGCUCCAGGCUUCCACUUUGUCUGAUCGGACUGAUAGUCAUUUCUGCCUAUGCCCCUGUGAAGGAUUCGGUAAGAGUGCUAUUUCCUUCUUCCUUUAGAAGACAGGCUGUCUUCCUUCACCAAGUUACAGCAGAUAAUCCCUAUGUGUGCCUCUCUCCUUCCUUAGAUGGGGAACAGUACACCUUUUUGGGACAGUCAAGAAAGAAACUCAUGUAAACAAUAAUCUUAUUACUUGUAUUUGUGACUAACUCCAGGGAAAAGGAUAGAAUAUUUAGGCCGCUUCAGGCCCUACCACGGAGUGAACUGAAUUUGUAGGGAGCGCUUGGGCUGACACAGUUUCUUCCAGUGGACCGAUAAAUCAGACUCACCUGAACCCCUGGGAUUUUGGUAGAAUUUGGACCUACUCUAGGACUGUGGGGAACUAAAGGAGCAUUUGGCUCACUGUAGCUCUUCUAUCAUGAGCCUUGACCAUCAGGUGGCAAUCAGACCUUACUGAUGGGAUCUCUGCAGAGUUUAUCAUGGAGGCCCCCCCCUUACCCCUGUACACAAAUACGUCCCCCACCUCUAGCCCCCUAGCCUCACACUGAAUGUCUCCUCAACAGCAGAUUGUGGUGGAAGUUAUAGCCGUGUGCCUCUAUUUAUUCUCUGAGUUGUACUGUAGAAACAGGUGUUUAUAAAGAAUAAAGAAAUCACCAGAACUGCC